AUGACAUCUGAUCACAUCUGGACGUGUACAGGUUGUUUCACCUCGGCUGUAGACUGCACCCGUCUGUCACACCCGUCUGCCACACCCGUCUGUCACACGCAUCUACCAGAGCCGUCGACAACACCCUUCUACCAGAGCCGUCUACAACACCCGUCUACCACACCUGUCUCAGCUCUAGUCUAUGGUACCUUUGCCGCGGCUGCACACUGUACCUGUCUCGCUCUUGCCAGUGGGGAGGUGUCUGCACGCUCAGUCACUGCAGUAGCAUACAAGAUGAAGAUUACAGACCUCGAGGAUGCUGCUGUGGUGCACUGCACCAUCAUAUAUCAGUAG
Messenger RNA from Haliotis rufescens (red abalone), 333 nucleotides. RefSeq lists its product as uncharacterized. The record is from RefSeq and is a predicted model, not a curated record. Lineage: Eukaryota; Metazoa; Mollusca; Gastropoda; Lepetellida; Haliotidae. The transcript has 2 exons. The coding region runs from base 1 to 333 and encodes 110 amino acids.